AUGCAGAAUGUUUUAGGGAGGAUAGCGGCCACAUUGGUUAUUUUAUGUCCAGUAAUUGUCUUUUCAAUACCGGAGUCUGCUAUUCAAGCGUCAUCAAUCAAAUCCAGUCAAACUGAACAAGAUAACUCGGACUACACGAGGUCUUUCGACGAAGACCAAGAGGAGAAACGGGCAUGGCGAGAUUUGCAGACGGCUGGCUGGGGCAAACGUGGUUGGCAAAACUUAAAGACCACGUGGGGCAAACGGGCACAGGACUGGCAGAAUUUGCACUCGUCGUGGGGCAAGAGGCAGGGCUGGCAAAAGUUGCACGGCGGAUGGGGAAAGCGCGGAUGGAAGGACAUGCAGUCAGGGGGUUGGGGAAAGAGGUUUAAGGAUCAGCCCGCCACCAGUGGUCAAUUGUCUCAGUUUGACGAGUAUCUAGACAAAUACGAAGAAGAAAACCCUAAUGAAGCAGAAAAACGAUCAUGGGACAAUUUCCAGGGAUCUUGGGGCAAAAGAGCAGCUGAUUGGACAAGCUUUAGAGGUUCGUGGGGGAAAAGAAAUCCCGUGGACUACAUGAACGAGUACUCAGGAUAUGGAGACAACGAUAAUUACAAAGCUUAUAUUUUUCCGCCAGGUUACAAUAGUUAUUUACCCAACUUCCAAACGGAAUACGAAAAAUGA
This is a messenger RNA of Macrosiphum euphorbiae (potato aphid), 663 nucleotides long. NCBI's taxonomy places the organism in Eukaryota, Metazoa, Arthropoda, Insecta, Hemiptera, Aphididae. The record is from the annotation of a GenBank genome assembly.